This is a messenger RNA of Mucor mucedo, 3663 nucleotides long. Its product is annotated as CNH domain-containing protein. Lineage: Eukaryota; Fungi; Mucoromycota; Mucoromycetes; Mucorales; Mucoraceae. Gene Ontology annotation, molecular function: guanyl-nucleotide exchange factor activity. The record is from RefSeq and is a predicted model, not a curated record. The annotation marks the transcript as partial. The transcript is spliced from 11 exons.
UCAAACAACUAUUUCAAUUAUUAUUCUAAUAAUAGUAAUGGACCUCCUCCUCAACUUCCACCUCGUACUGAACACAGUGGCUAUAAUCAUGGAGAUACGAUGGAAGAUUCUAAUAAAUACUAUUACCCCAGCGAGAGCAGCGGUGGUUAUCCACCCUCUGGUAAUAGUUAUGAGGGAUAUCCACCUAUUGGUAACAAUUAUGACGGCUACCCACCUCAACAGUCGACCCCUUUACCACAGAGAGUUGCUUCGACCGCCAAUGAUUAUGGUUCUAUGAUUGAUAGUUCUACGCCUCCAGCCGGACAAAAUAUGUAUUCUAUGCCUACACCUCACUAUCAACCACAUUAUCAACAGGAGAACGUAUAUCCACCUCCGCAAUACCAUCACCAACGUAACCUGAGUGGGACCACCACAUCUCCUCCCGGUUCCCCUCCCCGCUAUCCUCCCACACAAGCUCAGCAAUAUCAAACCAUUUCAGGUUAUCCAGACUCAACGCAGGAGAUGAUAACCAGCUCUUUUCGUCCGGCAUUCGCUCAGAACGUAUCAGAUUCUUCUACAAAUGUUUCAACUCACUCUUCUUUAAGCACACCGCCACUUCCACCUAAUAAUAACAAUACGGGAUACCGAGUGCCUCCCGCUGCACAAAAUGCUUACAAUCAAUCCACUCGACGUAACCCUUCCUCUCUCAGAUCCAAUGUUAUCAUGACUAUUGAACGUCCACGCUAUGACUAUUUACCGGAAAAUGAAAACCCCGAUGACGGUGAAGUGCCUUUUAUCCCAGUAUCACCUGACACCAGUGACGAUGAAUACUUUCCAACCACCAAAUCCAUUGGUAUGACCUACAAUGAUCCCACGCAAUUCUAUAUGUAUCCUCCUACGACUCAAGAACCCCCUCAAGUACCAAUUAUGUCUAAUCAGGAUCAUCAUUAUCCACAAGAAGAAUAUCCCCGUGAAAAAGAACCUAUGCGUGACCAAUAUGCCAAAGCUCCUCCUAGAUUAACUGGUCCCAAUUAUGGUUUAUUUUCUGUUUUAUCAACCGCUUUUAUCCGUCACGUCAAGGGUUUAGAAAACGUCAGAGAGUUAUGGUGUGCUAGCGAGUAUAACGAGUCAUUUACAGGUUCAGAAGCAGUGACUAUCAUCAAGGGAUUAUUACACGAACAAGUGCCUGAGGAAUACUGUGUUAUUGUGGCUAAUGCUUUGAUGAGAUGCAAGCCCGCUUUAUUUUUACCUACUCAGUACUCUCAGAGAUCCAUUAUUUCCAAUACCAUGUAUAAUUCCGAUGACACUUAUUACUUGGAAGAGGAUGUCUCGGAUGAUACCGUACCCAUUGGUGUCCUUCCUAGCUUGACUCCCUGUUAUAGUUACACAUGUAGACCUGGACAAGGCGGCUGUUAUUCUGACAGAUGUCCCAACAAUGGAAAGGAUUUUGUUAAUGACGAUAAGGUUGAAGUAGCUAUCUCUCGGAACAACUCAUUUAAAUCGACAAGUUCUCCUGCCGGUGGCUGGAUGAUGCCUCAUGAGGCUUGGGCUGCAAGUGUUGUUGUUCAAGGCCUUGAAAAAUCGGGAGCUAUUUCCAACGAUCGUCUUGCCCAUUUCUGCCAAACAGUCUUUAAUAAUUAUCAAGAACUGCUGCAGAUCAGUGAAGCUUUGUUUAAGGAUUUGUUGACCCGUUUCCGUGAAAAUGUCGGUAAAUGUGUGCCUACCAUUGGUGACAUUCUUAUCCAGCAUAUGCAGUUUUUUGAGAAGCCUUAUGUUACGUACAGUCCCCAAGCCCUAAUGGCGAAAUACUUGGCAGAACAAGAAAUCAAAAAUAACCCCGAAUUUGAAAAAUUCACCAAAGAGAUCACCAAGCAUGAACGUACGGAUCGAUUACCCAUCUGGCAUUAUUUGCUUUGUCCCGUCACACGUAUGCAACGUUAUCCUCUCUUGAUUGAGGGGCUCUUGAAAAAGACGCCCAAGGACCAUCCCGAUCAUGUCUUCUUAACCCGUAGUUACGAAAUUAUUCGUUCUGUGGCUUCCAAGGCUGAUAACCAAGCAUUGCAUGUCAAGGAUCGUCUUGCCAUCUUGAAUAUCCGUGACCGUAUUUUAUUCAAACAAGGCGAAGUCCAUGAUUUAGCUCUGGAUAAUCCUAACCGUCGCUUAUACUACUCGGGUGUUUUGAAACGUCGUAGUGGCACCCUGGAUGUGGCGGAUAAAAAUGAUAUUUUUGCCUUCGUGUUUGAUCACAUGGUAAUUAUGACCAAAAUGCGAAACACCAGUACCGACAAAGAGUAUAGAAUCUCUAAAAAGCCUAUCCCCUUACAAAUGUUGGUGGUCCAAACAAGUACAUCCAAUGUCAGAUACCAACUCACAGGAACAAAUACGCCUUACAAUACGCCUGCUAGUGGUCAAGUAGGAUCUGGUGUAGCCUUGACCUUGCAUCAUUUGGGUUCUCGUGGUGGUGCGGUGUACCCCUUUUAUUGCCAAAGUAUGGAGGAGAAGUUACUGUGGACAAAAGCCAUUGAUGAUGCAAAGGCCUCCAUGAAGAAGCGCCAUGGUGAUUCUGAUAUAUUUGAAUUACGACCUUUGGAUGAUGUUAAUUUCCGUAAUGUCGGUACGAAUCAAUCGGGCGGCAUUCAGUCCCGUAUUAACUGUUCCGUGCCAUUUUUGUCUUGCAAGGACGAAAAGAAGAUCGCUAUUGGUACUGACAGCGGUGUCUUUUUCAAGACAGAAGGACAAGAUUCUGUACGUCGUAUUAUUCAAUGCGAAAGUGUAACUCAAAUGGCUGUUAUUGAAAAAUAUCAUAUCUUGAUUGUUUUGACAGAAAAGGCACUUCGUGCAUAUCCUAUCGAUGUACUUGAUUCCAAAAGUAAUACCAAGGCAAUUGACCGAGUUCAAGCUGAAAUCGCUACCAAUGUCAACUUUUUCCAGAUCGGCUUUUGUAACGGCCGCGAUAUGCUUGUUUUUAAAAAGAAGAAGAAUACCAGUAGUGUGUUCGUCUCUCUCGAACCUUUCUGUGAUUUACGUGAUCCCAAGAAUGAAAAACUCUUGACUUAUCGUCCAUCCCUCUUUGGUAAGCCAGAUUAUUUGAGAUGGUUCAAGAAAUACAAGGAUUUCUAUAUUGGUGCAGAUGCUAGUAAUAUUCACUUCUUGAAGGCCAAGAUCAAUGUUGUCUGUGAAAGAGGUUUUGAAGUCAUUGAUCCUGAGAAUUUACAUGCAAGUCGUGAUAUUCCUGAUACUGAAGAUCCUGAGUUUUACUUUGUUACACGUCAUGCAGAACCACUGAAGCCAUUAGCCAUGUAUCGGGUCAAUGACAAAUUUUUGUUAUGCUAUGAUAAAUUCGCAUUUUAUGUCAAUAACCGCAAUGGUUCUUUAGUGCCUCGUCCAGAUAAAAGAAAGCCUGCCACUAUUUGUGAAUGGGAAGGUACUCCAACACAUAUCUUGUAUGAUCAUCCUUACAUCAUUGCCAUUGACCCUUACUUUAUCGAAAUUCGUCACGAAAGUGGUGAACUCGUCCAAAUUAUCUCUGGUGAAAAUAUUCGACUUGCCUACUACAAUGGAGGAGGAGAAAAAUCUGUCAUUCACGUAUGCAUGACUCACAGCCAAAAGCCUGAUACCCAAGCAUUGUUCCAAUUGGUUUUGAGUAGCCAUCGUAACUCUGCUGGAUAUCCGCGAAGAAAUUGA